UUCUACUGAAAGCACCGCUGCGUGUUCACAGGGAAACACGGGAUGUGACUCGGACUCGAACACAAGGCUUUCAUCCAGACUGUGGGAAGUUUCCUGAAAGCCCGUGACAUGCGCUGCGCGUGAGCGCGGUUUGAUUGUCCACCGGAGAGCAGCUCGGUGUGUCGCGUCGGGAAAAGUCCAGCGUUACAUCCGGCCAUUUAGGAACACACCGGAGAGGAACGGGUCUGGAGCUCAGUCGCUUUACUGUGCAAACUAACGUUUUGUGUGUCUGCAUCAAUGGCAAGAAAUUUCUUUCAGGAAAAUGGAACUUAUUUGAGGAGGAUGGAACCACCGAGAAAAGCCACUUGGUCACCAGAAAAUGGGAUUACACUGAAAAGGAAACGUUCAUGCUGUUCCGGCCUAAAAAUGUUCCUCGUAGCAUUGUCCUUUGCAUACUUUUCAAAGGCUUUAUCUGGGAGCUAUAUGAAAAGCACAAUAACUCAGCUGGAGCGGCGCUUUGACAUCCCCAGUUACUUAGUAGGCAUCAUUGAUGGCAGCUUUGAAAUAGGUAACCUGCUGGUUAUUGCCUUUGUCAGUUACUUUGGUGCCAAGCUUCAUCGACCAAAAAUCAUUGCCAUUGGGUGUCUUCUGAUGUCACUGGGGACAUUCCUAAUUGCACUCCCUCAUUUUAUAAUUGGACGAUACAAGUUUGAAACAUCAGUUAGAUCUUCAGUGAACUCGACACAUAACGUCACACCAUGUCCAGCCAGUCCACCUCGAAUGCUGCCUGUGGGUAACCACCCCUCUACAGCGUUAAACACAGGUUGUGAAAAUGAGUCCAAGUUAUCCAUGUGGAUCUAUGUAUUACUGGGGAACAUUUUGCGUGGAAUUGGUGAAACUCCAGUACAGCCUUUGGGAAUUUCAUAUAUAGAUGAUCAUGCUCCAGAUGACAGUGCUGCUUUCUACAUUGGGUUUGUUCAGACAAUUUCGGUCAUUGGCCCAGUGUUUGGCUACCUGCUUGGAUCUCUCUGUGCAAAGUUAUAUGUAGACAUUGGAUUUGUCAACAUGGAGGGUAUUACAAUCACACCAGGAGAUGCACGCUGGGUGGGCGCAUGGUGGCUGGGCUACCUUGUAGCAGGGCUCAUCACACUGUUGUCAGCUGUGCCUUUGUGGUUCAUGCCCAAGUCCCUGCCUGUGUUAGAGGGUCAAUUGUCCAAGUGCCCCCCUGAGCAGACCAACUUUAUCCAAGACUGCCACAAGUGCCAGGCAGAUGAGGCCACCAGCUUUGUAGAAUUGGCCAAAGAUUUUUUGCCAACACUGAGGUCACUCCUGGGGAACCCUGUCUACAUUUUGUACCUGUGUAUAACAAUCAUCCAGUUUAAUUCUUUAAUAGGCAUGGUCACAUAUAAACCAAAAUACAUAGAGCAACAUUAUGGGCAGUCAGCAUCCAAAGCCAACUUUUUGAUGGGAAUAAUCAACAUCCCAGCCGUUGCCUUAGGAAUGUUCUCAGGGGGAGUGCUUAUGAAGAAGUUUAAGUUGGGCAUCAUGGGAGCUGCCAAGUUUGCACUGGGAACAUCUCUGUUGGGCUACUUCCUUUCUCUGUUCUUCUUUGCCUUGGGUUGUGAGAAUGCCAAAGUGGCUGGGAUCACUGUGUCAUACGAUGGGAUAGAGAAUAUCUCUAUUGAGGAGAGCUCACUAUUUGUGAGCUGUAAUGCAGACUGUCUGUGCUCAGAGACCGAAUGGGACCCGGUGUGUGGUGAGAAUGGUCUCACGUAUGUCUCUGCAUGCCUGGCUGGGUGCCGGAUGUCUCGUGGCUCUGGAGUGGACAUGAUGUUUGAGCAGUGCAGCUGUGUGGCAGGGGGAAAUCUAACCGCCUAUUUGGGGCAGUGUAAACAUAGGGAGAGCUGCCAGCAAGUAUUCCCCUAUUUCCUUGCUUUGUCUGUCAUCACUUCCUUUAUCAUCUCCCUGGGUGGAACACCAGGAUACAUGCUACUAAUCAGAUGUAUCAAGCCAGAGCUGAAGUCCCUCGCUUUAGGAUUUCACACCCUGACAACACGCACUCUAGCUGGCAUCCCAGCUCCAAUAUACUAUGGAGCAAUCAUUGACACCACGUGUCUGAAAUGGGGCCAUAAGAAGUGUGGAGGAAAAGGAGCAUGUAGGAUCUACAACACUACUGCCUACAGGAUUGCAUAUCUGGGCCUAACACUGGGCCUCAGGACAGUUUCCUUCUUCCUCUGUGUUCUGGGCUUGGUGAUCUUACAAUGGCAUGUCAAGAGGCAGAAGACCAGAACACUCUCUAAUGGAAGCACCAUCACAGAACUGCAAGCUCUGCGAAAAGAGGAAAUCAGCAACUCACAUCAGUCCCCAAGGACCUCAGACUAUGACCCUGAGAGGGAGACACACUUGUGACAAUACUUUUAUUUGUAGAGUGUGAAAAAAAUCUACUGAACAAUGUGAAGUACAGAACAUUGCUAUUUUGACAUUGAAAUAAGUCACAAAAUGUACAUGAUUGUAGGUAUAAAAAUUUGGGGAAGAUUUCUUUCUAUCUUAAUUAUUUCAAUGUUGUUAAUUGUGGAAAAGCUUUUUACCAGGAAAGCAAAAGUCUUAUUUUUGUCUGUAUUUUUCUAAAUACUAAAUUGAAUAUACUGUCAUGUGAGUGUAC
This is a messenger RNA of Neoarius graeffei (lesser salmon catfish), 2641 nucleotides long. RefSeq names its product solute carrier organic anion transporter family, member 1C1 (gene slco1c1). The transcript is spliced from 15 exons. Gene Ontology annotation, cellular component: membrane. Bases 277 to 2388 code for a protein of 703 amino acids. The record is from RefSeq and is a predicted model, not a curated record. Gene Ontology annotation, biological process: transmembrane transport; sodium-independent organic anion transport. Gene Ontology annotation, molecular function: protein binding. NCBI's taxonomy places the organism in Eukaryota, Metazoa, Chordata, Actinopteri, Siluriformes, Ariidae.